CCGGGGCGGAGUGCGUGCGCUGGCCGGCCCGGCUUUGGGCUGCGCGGGAGGCGGGAUCGGGUCCGGCGGACGGAGGGUGCGAGCCCUGCGGCCACCAUGAGUGGUUCACAGAAUAAUGACACUAAAAGACAGUUUCUUCUAGAGCGGCUACUGGAUGCAGUUAAACAGUGUCAAAUACGGUUUGGAGGAAGAAAAGAAAUUGCUUCAGACUCUGAUAGCAGAGUCACUUGUUUGUGUGCUCAGUUUGAAGCUGUGUUACAGCAUGGUCUGAGGAGGAGCCGAGGAUUAGCAUUAACAGCAGCAGCAAUCAAACAGGCAGCGGGUUUCUCCAGUAAAACUGAAACAGAGCCAGUGUUUUGGUACUAUGUGAAAGAAGUUCUGAAUAAACAUGAACUGCAGCGCUUUUACUCUCUGAAGACAAUUACUACAGAUAUUGGUAGAGGCCGGGCUUGGUUGCGCUGUGCACUAAAUGAACAUUCCCUGGAAAGAUAUGUUCAUAUGCUGCUUGCAGAUAAGAAUCGACUCAGUGUCUUCUAUGAAGACUGGUCUUUUAUGAUGGAUGAAGAACGUUCUAGUAUGAUCCCUACGAUGGCAGCUGGUCUGAACUCCAUUCUUUUUGCAAUCAACAUUGAUAAUAAGGAUUUAAAUGGGCAGAGCAAGUGCACACCAACUGUGUCUGAUUUGUUAAAGGAAUCAACGCAAAAUGUAACCUCAUUAUUGAAAGAAUCCACUCAUGGUGUUAGCAGCCUCCUUAGAGAGAUAACUGCAUCAUCUGCUGUCUCGAUUCUAAUGAAACCUGAUCAAGACACUGACCCACCUCCUGUUCUCUCAAAGAAUGUAAAUGCUGAUUUGAAAUAUAAAAAAGAUCGAAAAAAGAAGAAGAGAGUGACAAAUAUUAUCUCGUUUGAUGAAGAGGAAGAUGAGCAAAAUUUGGGGGAUGCCACGAAGACUCUGAUUACAGGAGAAAGUUCAGAGGAGAGUAUAGACAGAUCUUCAGUUUUUGUAUUACCCUCAUCUGAAAGCACUCUUGGAAGAAAUUUGAAUGGGAAUGAAAGUAACCAUUCGUGGAAGAGCAAUUCAGUAUUCAUGAAUGGAGAGUAUGAAUACCGGAAACUAGAUGUGAAGAGCAUUGAUGAUGAAGAUGCAGAAGAGGAUGAGCUAUAUGGAAAAACAUUAGGAAAUAAAGGCACAGAAGGUGAAACUGAAGUUCCUGAAAAGCCUCAUGAAAUAGGCUCAUGCAAUUCUCAGAUAUGCAGUUGGACUCCUCUGCAGGUCCUGAAUGAUGACUCAGAUGUUCUAUUUCCUGUCAGUGCUGUUGGCUCUUACUCCCAAACAGAUAACUUGGAGAAUGGGGAGGGGCAUGAACAGGUUAUUCAUGCGGUAGAACUGGUUCCAAGAAGAUCUGAUCUUCCUUACAGAGUGGAAGUCAGUCCUCCAGCUCAAGUGAAUACUUUAAGCAGUAUGUUGCCUUCAGCCACUGUGCCAGAAUCCAUGACAAUUAAUGAGCUUCGUCAAGCUAUCGUGGCCAUGAUGAACAGAAAGGAUGAACUGGAAGAACAGAACAGAUCUCUCAGAAAUCUGCUUGAUGGAGAGAUGGAGCAUUCUGCAGUGCUAAGGCAGGAAGUGGACAACUGGAGAAGGAAAGUAGCAGAACAGGAAGAGCGACAUGCCACAAAAGUUCAAGCCUUGGCACGAGAAAAUGAGGUGCUGAAAGUGCAGCUUAAGAAGUAUGUAGGAGCUGUCCAGAUGCUCAGAAGAGAAGGUCAAACAGUGGAAGUUCUGCCAAACAUUUGGAGCACUGAUGGUGAAUUUACUAUUCCAGAGCAAAAGCAAGUAGAAAACAACGAGGAACUAGCCAGCUCCUACGAAAGAAAAUUGAUUGAGGUAGCUGAAAUGCAUGGGGAACUGAUUGAAUUCAAUGAGAGGCUGCACCGUGCUCUGAUGGCUAAAGAAGCUCUUGUGUCCCAAAUGAGACAAGAACUAAUUGAUUUGAGAGGGCCGGUCCCUGGAGAUUUGAGUCAAACAUCUGAAGAUCAGAGUUUGUCAGAUUUUGAAAUAUCAAAUCGUGCUCUUAUUAAUGUUUGGAUUCCCUCAGUCUUUCUGCGUGGAAAAGCUGCUAAUGCAUUCCAUGUUUAUCAGGUCUAUAUUAGGAUAAAGGAUGAUGAAUGGAAUGUUUAUCGAAGAUAUGCAGAGUUCAGAAGCUUGCAUCAUAAAUUACAGAAUAAAUACCAGCAAGUGAGGACUUUUAACUUUCCACCGAAAAAGGCCAUUGGGAACAAGGAUGCAAAGUUUGUAGAAGAGCGACGCAAGCAGCUACAAAAUUACCUAAGAAACGUAAUGAACAAAAUUAUUCAAACUGUGCCAGAAUUCACAGCCAAUCCCAAAAAAGAGACUCUUAUUCAGCUGAUGCCCUUUUUUGUGCCACAGCUACAUGUUACAACAGUUUCUAGAUAACUUAAUUAUAUGUUCUGCUGAGCUGCAGAGCUGGACAUUUGUUCUCUUGUGGUAGUUGCUCAAACAUACACUUUAAAGAAAGCAGAGAAUCUGCUCAGUAAAUCAUCAGAAAAAAGGCUAGAGCAGAUUCUGAGAAACUGUUGUCUGCAGGAUGUGUUUGAACACCAGAGGAGUCAUCAGUUCUCCAUGAUGAUAAGAGGAUUGUAAUGUUCAAAAAAUAUGUUGUCUUCAUUUCACUGGAUGACAUUACUGGCAACGUAUUUGAUAGCAAAAGUUGUGUUUUUCAGGUGUUUUGUGUCAGUUGUCUUUGAGUCACCAAGUAAAAUUGCAGUAAAAAAUUCACUGUUUCUACCUCUCUCUCUCUCUCUCUCUUUUUGUAAAUGCUUCCUCCCUCCUGGGAGGUAAAGUUAUAAGAAGCCUGGUAGAGAGAUGCAGGUACCAACUGACAGGCAAAUCUCAGUAACAACCAAUCAGCCACUCAAAAAAAAAUGUUGCACUGGAAAUAUUCCUUUAAGAUUUAUUUAGCACUAAACAGUAUGUAAAGCCAAGUAUCUGGUUUUGGUCUUGCAGACCACAAAGUUAAAUAAUGUGGAAGAAUAGGUGUUUGUUCUUAGUGGGUUGAAGAAUUUUGGUUUGGUUUGGAUUUUGGGGUUUUUCUUUUCACCUCUAUUUCAGUUGCAAUUGUCAGUGUGUCACUGAGAACAUUUAAAUGUGUAUAUUAAAGGUAUGAGAGGUAAAAAGAAUGUUAACUUCUAUAGAAUACCAUUGCUAGUAUUAAAAUGUUGCUUUCAAGCAUAAAUGAAAUAAAUCUUUUAAGAAAAUUACUGUGAGGUUCCUAUGGAUGUUGUCUCUCUGAAUUAAUUUUAAAGAAAUUGAAAAUUGACCCUUUCAAAGUUACUUUCAAAAUAUUUUAGAGGGAUAAAAACAUUUGCUCAGACUUAGACUAGUUUGCAGUUAACUUUAUCAGUUGUAUUUCAUUCAAUAGCUUCAUCUCUCAACAAGGGACAGUUUACUAUACAGCAGAUAUGGGCACUGUUUUAGUAUAAAAAAUGAACUAAAACCUUUUCACAGAAACAUUUGUGGAAUAUUAUUUUAAAUAAGAUUUUUGAAUACAUAGCCAUUAAUAUAUUCACAAAGAAAGGUAGAGGAGAAAAACAUUUUAAAACAGUGCUUUUACUAAGUGUUCUUGGCCAGUGAGAGUAUUGAGAUGAGGUUUUUGUGAACUAAUCAAAAUUCUAAAGGAAUUGUAGGUUUAUAAAUUUCUGCAUUUGCAGGACUUUAAAUCUCAAUCUCAAAUAAGGUGAAAAAUGUUUUUGUAAUCUUAUUCUGCUCAUGUCCUUUUCUAAUGUUCUCUGCCUCAUUUUAUGAUUUGUAAGAAAUCUGCUUUAUAGGUACAGAGAGUUUUCUAAAAUAUUCUAAUAAUUUCGUCCCUUUAGGACUUGCUUAGCUGGACUGAUAGUACUGUAUUUAUAGCAGCAGUAUAGCUAUUAUUUAACUAGUCUUUCUGGAUGAAAAGCUACAGAAGAUGAUUCUAUGAAAAAGCAAAAUAAUUCUAAAGUAUGUUUCUCUAGCAUAUAAACGAAAUAGCAGUAAUGAUAAUUAAUACAGAAUUUAUGCGUUGAAUUGGGAAUUCCUCCUCUUAUUUGAAUUCUGUACUAUCUAUAUAUAACAUAAAUAAGCAAAAGCCUACACGCAUACAUACAUAUAUACAUCUAUAUCAACCCAGCAGUGAAUGUUUUUGUUUUAUAAUUUUAUUCUGCAGAAGAAGUUAGCUUGGAAUAUUUUCAGGUAUUGAUAUAACUAUUUAUACAUGAGUGCUGAAUAAUCAUUGAGAUUACUCCUUUGACAUCCAUGUAGUUAGGGUAUGGUUAUAUAUUUAGUUAGUUAGGCAUUGCAUCAGCUACAUAUGUGUUUUGGGAAACACUAGUAACAAGGUUUUUAUACUGAAUUUUUGUUUUGCACAUUCUAUAACACGUUGGGUCUGCAGUUGCAGCGUAGAAGUUCUUGGGCCAGUUGGAAAUGAGACAGCAAAAUUGUCCUGUCCAUGCAGUUUGCAGUGUAUGUGGUGCCAGUAUGCUGCUGUUAGUGCAUUAUCAGAUAAACAAUAACAUUAAAAGCAAACAAACAAGCAAUCCCAGAAAUACUGCAAAACAAUGUCAUUGUGAAGUAAGGAAGUCUAAAAUGCAAUUUUCAAUAGAUUAAUUUCUCAAAAAAUGAGUUGGUGAUGGCAUGACACUUCUUAAAGCUAUUAGUGUACAUAUCUGUGCCUUCUCAUAGAAUAAAUUACAGUAUUCAGCUAAUGCAUCCUAAAGUAUUGUGGCUAGUGGCCAGAUUUUUACCUGAUUGCAUACUUUGAAGUGGCAGCUUGUGUUAUCAACUUGGCACUGAAUGACUUCAGUAUCUAACAGAUCACAGUUAUGUUCUGAAACAGUAAGCAAGCACUCUGAAAAAGAGGAAUAUCAUUUACAUGAACAACCUGGGAAUGGCAUUUGCUUAAAUAUGUGACUUUUAAUUAGUAAAGCACCUCCUAAUGCCUGAAACAUGCUAAUGAAACUAAUUUAUUGCUGUGCUAAUUGGUUGAUCUACUUAUAAAACUAUGUAGAGACAUUACACAAUAUUUAUCUUUCAAUAGAACUGUGUUGCCAAGCAUUGAUGAUUGUUGAAGUAAAAAUAUCUUAGAUAUCUAAAAUUUGAUUAGCAUGUUCAGAUAAUGCAGGAAGUUCCAUUGCAAAAACGUACUAUUCUUCUGUGGAAUUUUUGCUGAUGAUAGAAUUAAAAUAUUUGGAGUGGAUUGUUCUUAACAAACAUGUAGUUGUCUCACUGUUAUUCUUGGUUACUGUGUUCUUCACUUUGUAACUGACAGUUUUGUUUUUAGUCUCUCAUAACCUAUGAGGUUUGACAUCAGACUUAAAAAAAGCAUCAUGCCUGUUUUGAUCUAACUGAAAUGUGAAGAAGUAGGGCAAAAAUUGUUUGGUCAAAGUAUAUAAGAAUACAUACUUUCAUGUCUUUUCCUUCUGCAAGAAUUGUAUUAUGAUGUUACAUUGUCUUUUAUUUUGUGUUUUGGCACACAUCGACAUUGAAGACGUGUAUUACAUGGCAUUCUACAAAUGUAUUAAAUUUUCCUUUCCCUGCUCUGAGUAGUUGAGAGGGUUUAUGAAUGUUAGAGGAAAAUGAGGAAGGAAAAAAAUAUAUCAGGAGGAGUAGAAGCAGUGAUAAAGAGGGCAAGAAUAAGCAGGGAGAGAGACACACAGGGUGCUGAAUGUUAAAAGGAAGAUGGGUUGAAUGUAGUAAGGAAGUGCGGAGAAAUACGGAUACUUGAGGCUUACUAGAAGCAUUUGGCUUUAUAAAGCUGGUUUUAUCUAAACAAAUGAAGAUGAUGUUACAGCUGCAGUUUUUGAUUUUACAAGUGAUCUAUCUGGGAUUUGACAGGCUAUCUGUGAAAUAAUUAAAACUUUGAUCCUGGCUUUAAAGUAUAGGACACUAAAAACUUGAAUAGUCAUUGGAAAAGUGUGUCAAGUCUGUCAGAUAGCAUUUGUUGCAACUCUGCUGCUCCUUUCCAUGUGGUAAAGAGGUGUCCUGCAUCGUCCUAUUUUGUUCAGACCUAAGGUUUGCAGAAUUAUUUCUUACUUUAUUACCAGUGGUUAGUCUUUUUGAAUGGUCUGAAUAAAUGCUGAAAUCUGUAAAUUGAGCUAGGAAAAGACAAUUAUCUGUGGAAGAUGUUUGCCUCCAUAAUGCAAACUACAGCUUAGUUUUAUACUAUUGUGUGUGAAAGACAUCGCAGGAGAGUUGAGGAAGCUCUCUUUAACUUGAAUACAUAAUUGACCAAAUCUUAGUUUAUCUUUGAGGAUUUUUCCAGCAUACUUAUUUAUGUCAGUUAAGAGUGUGUGUAUGGAAAAACACUCCCUUGAAAUACUUGUAGAAGAUGCCACCUAUGCUGGGAAGAAUAUUGUAUCUGUACUAGCAAGAAAUCUUAUUUGCUGUUCUCUCUUUUGAUCCCAAGGGGUAGUCUGCAGUACAGAGAUGCCAUUAAAAGUAUUGUAGAGAGAAAAGCUCCUCAACCUGAUUUGUGAUCAGAGCAAUGAUAUAUCCAAGUUUGUGUUCAUGUUCCCUGUGUUCCUCUCCUCCUCUGCCCUGCCUAUAGUGUGGUAUUCUCCAUUUCAUGUUUGACAGAAUUGACAUCUUCCCCAUCAAUGUUUUUUCAAUGUACGAUUUUCUUUUGAUAACCAUUCUGAGUUAAUAUAUACACAUUCCAGCCAAAGAGUUUUCAGUCCAUGAUGUCCUAAUUGCAGGAUAGUUAUCAGGGCAAUACUAUUAGCAGCAUUCACAGUCUUCAGAGAGUUGCUGUAGAUGCAGAUAUAUUCCAGAUACCCAUCAGCACUCAAGAUACCUGGUGACUUCAACUCGAUUCUGCUGUUAGUAGUUUUACAGAAGUUAGUGGUCAAGUAACUACUCACUAGAGCUUCAAUGACAAUUCUUAAUCAGGAAGAAUAUUAUGCAUACUUCCUAACUUUAUAUGCCUCCCGUAAAUCAUUAUCGAGAUCUGCUUUACAUACUAAUAUUGUAAUCCUUUACGUUUCAGAUCAAAAUUUGAGCAAGGUGAAAAUUUGGAGUCAGAAUAUAUGUUUUGCUAUUUUUAAAACUAUUUUUGUAGUUGUAAAUCUUUUUCUCUGUUGUUAAAGUAAAAAGGACUAGAAACUCUGUUUGGUUUUCUUAGUUCUUUAUUCUUCUUAGCUGCAUUUCCAUAGGUUGUAUUUCUUUUUUCCAGCAGUCAGUCUUAAGAGAAAUUUGCCAGCAGUGCCCAUUGUAAAUAGGUUUUAUUCAGGUGAAAGAAUCUGUUUAUGUGCACGUGUCUGACUCCUGCCUGCCUGUUUUCUUGCUCUUGCUCAUGCUUUCUUGCUCUCACUUGCAUUUUCUCAGUCUUUCACUUUUAAGGCAGUACUGAGCCAGAAGUGUUUCAGUAUAAGUACAACUGAAAACAUGUUCUCCUGCAGAUUAUGGGUGAUAG
This is a messenger RNA of Aquila chrysaetos chrysaetos, 7459 nucleotides long. RefSeq names its product sorting nexin 29 (gene SNX29). Lineage: Eukaryota; Metazoa; Chordata; Aves; Accipitriformes; Accipitridae. The record is from RefSeq and is a predicted model, not a curated record. Gene Ontology annotation, molecular function: phosphatidylinositol binding. The transcript has 21 exons. Bases 97 to 2454 code for a protein of 785 amino acids.